Molecule: messenger RNA, 684 nt
Organism: Sycon ciliatum
Lineage: Eukaryota; Metazoa; Porifera; Calcarea; Leucosolenida; Sycettidae
Product: putative nuclease HARBI1
Exons: 1
Coding region: 1-684 (227 amino acids)
Source: RefSeq, a predicted model, not a curated record
AUGACUGGCUUUGAAGACCUGGCAAACUUGCGUCUGUGCGCUGGAGCUAUUGAUGGCACAUUCGUCCACAUCAAAAAGCCAGCCCUGUGGGGUGAUACCUACUGGUGCUAUAAGAACUUUAUAGCAAUUAUUAUGCUCGCCGUUUGUGACCACCGUUGCCAGUUUACGUUUGUGGAUGUUGGCAGAGCUGGAUGUGUUGGCGACGCGUUCACGUACCGCGAAAGCUCACUUCGCCGGCUGAUUACUUCAGGAGAGUGGCUCAGCGAGUACGCGGAAGACCUCGAUGGUGUGACGGUCAAGCCGUACCUGAUCGGCGACAGUGCUUUCCCCCUAGAACAGCAGCUUCUCAAGUGCUAUGAUCGGCCAACAGUGCCGCAUCACAUACGAUUCAACCGUGCACUGACAUCUACGCGUCAGAAGAUCGAGAAUGCAUUCGGAUUCCUGAAAGGCAGGUGGCACAUUCUCACCGACAACUAUAUCAGAGACCCUGGCUUCAUGAAGGACGUAAGCUUAGUUUGUGCUGCUCUGCACAAUGUGUGCCAGCGUGCUAAUUGUGAAUACAAUUCCACUUGGACCGUGGAAGAAGGCAACUAUGUCCGUGUUGGUCCGCCGCUUCCACAAGCGCCAGUGCACGAGCUGAUGGGUGGAGGUGAUGUCCGCUACACCAUUGCACAAACUUUAUGA